Messenger RNA from Fonticula alba, 255 nucleotides. RefSeq lists its product as hypothetical. NCBI's taxonomy places the organism in Eukaryota, Rotosphaerida, Fonticulaceae. The record is from RefSeq and is a predicted model, not a curated record. The transcript is spliced from 2 exons. The coding region runs from base 1 to 255 and encodes 84 amino acids.
AUGGCCCUGGCUCUGGGAUUCCCGCCGGCCGAGGCCGAGGAAGAGCCGGACCGAGCUCCGACUGAUGCUGAGGAGGUGGCACCGCGGACACCGUGGGAGGCGUGCCACGCCUGGUCGUCAGCGGGAUCCCGUCUCUGCCUGGGUGCUGUGGCAAGUCGGGCUGCCCCGGGCGCGGAGAGCUCGGGAGGGGGCUUGCGUCGCCAUCGGCGCAUCGACCGGCAGGAAGACCCAUUUCUCGGGGAUGCCGUGCCAUGA